AACCGUACCUCGAACAUGUGCCACACGCCACACUCCGCCAGGUAGAACCAGCACCAGUUGGGCUCCGAGGUGUCCAUCUCCUCCAUCUCGACGGACUCCUCCUCUGACGCCCUGAUGGCUAACAUGGCUACAUCUGAAACAACAGCAGGGGCAAAACUCUUUAGACGGGAACGUGCAGCUGGAGUUCAAGCAGUUCACUCAGUCGAAUUUCAUUGAGGGAGCACGCUGCAAGCUGCAAGGAGUGAGAGACCAUGGACGAGGAAAAAGCCGGGGGACCAAGUGCUGCAGGAGUGGGUCCAGAUGAGGGGCCACGUGAAGAGGGGGCUCCUCCGAGAGGGAAGUGGGCCAACAACAAGGAGUUCCUACUCGCCAUGACUGGGGGAAUCAUUGGCGUUGGGAAUUUUUGGCUAUUUCCUUUUUCGUGCUACAGGCAUGGAGGAGCUGCUUUUCUCAUCCCUUACUUUUUGUUCCUCCUCUUCAUCGGCGGCCCUCUCUUCUUACUGGAGACGGCGUUGGGCCAGUACACCAACGAGGGCGCAGUCACGGCCUGGAGGAAGAUAUGUCCCAUGUUCGAGGGGGUGGGGAUGGCGUCCCAAGUGACCACGUUCUAUCUGAACACGUACUUCAUCGUCGUUUUGGCCUGGAAUAUCUUCUACCUGAUUUACUCCUUCAAAAGCCCCCUGCCCUGGUCUACUUGUGACAACUCGUGGAACUCUGAGUUAUGUCACAGUCCACUCAACAUGAUCCCCCACCAGUUUUACCCCAACACCAGCUGGUCUUUCCUAGACAACAUCUCCUUGCCUGAUGACUUUGAGUCCAUAUCGUACCUCAAUCUAACGGACCUAUCACAGCCGGACAAUACACCGGCGGAGGAGUUCUGGAGGAAUCGUGUGUUAAGAAUGUCUGACAAGCUCUUGGGUAAGGUGCACUGGGACCUGGCUCCGUGUCUCCUGCUGGCCUGGGUCAUAUGUUACUUCUGCACAUGGAAGGGAAUCAAAUCCAUUGGAAAGGUGGUCUACUUCACAGCUACAGUCCCCUACCUGCUGCUGCUCAUCCUCUUCUUCCGUGCAGUGACGCUCCCAGGAGCCGGGCAGGGCCUGUACUACUACCUCUUCCCAGAUUUAAGAAGACUCGCCGACCCAUUUGCAUGGGAGGCUGCAGCGAUGUGUGUGAUGUACACCUACGCCAUGUCUCAAGGGGUGCUGACCACUCUGGGAAGCUACAACAAGUACAACCGCAACUGCUACAGGGAUUGCAUGGCACUGUGCUGCCUGAGCUGUGUGACUAGCAUCUUUGCGGGUUUCAUCGUGUUCUCAGUGUUGGGAUUCCUGGCUCACGUGCAGGGUGUGGAUCUUCAUGAUGUUGUCACUGCAGGUCCCUCUUUGAUCUUCAAGGCCUUUCCUUUGGCCCUGUCGGUGCUGCCUGUCUCAACUUUCUGGACUGUGCUCUUCUUCCUCACGGUCUUCCUCCUGGGCGUCGACUCUCAUAUUAUGUUUAUGGAGAGUCUGGCCACAGCCAUCACAGACAUGUUCCCACGUCACCUGAGGAGGCCUGGAGCGAGGGAGGUCCUGGUCCUGGUCAUUGCUGUCGUUUGCUUCUUACUGGGGCUGACGUUCAUCACUGAGGGAGGGAUAAUCCCCUUUCAAAUUGUUGACGGUUUUGGAGCCAAUGGGAGCAUUCUCCUCGUCAUUUCCUGUUUGGAGACCAUCAUCAUCGGCUGGGUGUACGGAGCGGACCGUUUCUACGACAACAUUGAGGACAUGAUCGGGUAUCGACCAAACCCCGUGAUCAAGUACUGCUGGAUGUUCAUCACGCCGCUCAUCUCUGUGCUCUUGCUGCUGUUGAGACUGUUGACUCAAUUCUCGUCCUUCGAGUACGGUUACCAACUGGAACCUGUGGCCUCCAUAGUCGGCGCUUUACUUCUCACCACUCCGCUGAUGUGCAUCCCAGUGUUCAUUUUUGUGGCACUGUGGAGGAACCCCCAAAACAUGACCUCUCCGUCCAGCGACCUGCGUCAGGCGCGGCCCCACAAGCCUGUGCUCACGCUGUGUAAACGUGUCAUCUUCAAGGCACAGGGGCCGGCCGUCGGGACCACGGCCGAAACACACGAGAAGAUAAUGAUGGAGGAGCCCAGCGGGGUGUGAUUGGUUGUUGAUGGCGCUUGUAGACCCGCAGGAAGUGAUUGUGCAUAUAAGUGGUAUUGAUGACUUUUAAACGACAGGUAAACGACACAUUAAUCAUUCGUAAAAGACCAAAAAAAAAUACAUUUGAGACGGGUACAUUAAAGUGUAAAAAAAUAUCUAAAUGUAUAUAUUACUCCGCGUAUAAUCGAACACACUGUAUUCAUACUUAUCCUUCUAAUAACUGUAGAAGUCUGUUUUUCUGACGGUACUCGAUGACGGUGACUUGAAUGUUUCACACGUGAACAACGCAGCAGGAGAUUCUCCGCUCAGAAGCGUGAGGGGGGUGGAGCAGCAGGAAGAGGCGGGACGUGACAUUAAUCCUGCUUUUUCCUUUUCCUGGCAUCUGCAUUGUGUGAAAUCACCCACUCAUUCACUAACCCCUCCUCCCUGUAUAGGGACUUCUAUGUAGAGGAAUAUAUAUCGUGAGCUCAUCGAUAACAGAAGAAAGCCGAAUACUCUUUCAAACACCAAAUUUAUUGAUUAUGGUGUAAAACAACGUCUGCUGGUGGAAUGUCCCAUAAUAACAUUUUAAUGUUUAUUUUACUCUUAAUGGGAAUAUUGCUCGGUUAGUGACAUCAGGUGUGCACUACUUUUUACGAUGCAUUGUGGGAUACAAUGAGUCCACUGUAUAGUCUAUUAAAAAUGUCGCUAUACAUUUGGACAGCAUCACAAUAUGCAAACUCACUAUAGUGUGGACUGCAUCACUCCUCUCUAACUCCACCCUCCCUGAUCUGAUCCUUUCUAAACCUUCAGCUCCACCUCCUUUAAAUCACUAAUCAUCUCAUGCAUCAGACACAUUAGUUAUUGCAACAUUUUACUUGUAAUUCUAAUGUGUUUUGAAAAAAAAUCGAAUCAAAGCAGCUCAAACUACAACUUUUCUCUCUGUUAAUGCAAAAUCUGCAGGUUUGUUGGGGUCCGGGUGUCGGAAUUAAAGUAAUGUGACGGGAUGAAGUGAACAAAAUUGUUCAGUAAGUUUUGAAUUCUCUUUUGUACGCGUGCAGAUGGUGAUGAACUCUAUGAAUCUGAUUAAACCUCUGUUUGUUAAAUA
Messenger RNA from Hippoglossus stenolepis (Pacific halibut), 3231 nucleotides. Its product is annotated as sodium- and chloride-dependent betaine transporter. Lineage: Eukaryota; Metazoa; Chordata; Actinopteri; Pleuronectiformes; Pleuronectidae. Gene Ontology annotation, biological process: sodium ion transmembrane transport. The coding region runs from base 252 to 2144 and encodes 630 amino acids. The record is from RefSeq and is a predicted model, not a curated record. The transcript is spliced from 17 exons. Gene Ontology annotation, cellular component: membrane.